Messenger RNA from Myxozyma melibiosi, 6476 nucleotides. RefSeq lists its product as uncharacterized. The record is from RefSeq and is a predicted model, not a curated record. Gene Ontology annotation, molecular function: phosphorelay sensor kinase activity; protein binding. The transcript has 6 exons. Bases 265 to 6078 code for a protein of 1937 amino acids. Gene Ontology annotation, biological process: phosphorylation; phosphorelay signal transduction system. Lineage: Eukaryota; Fungi; Ascomycota; Lipomycetes; Lipomycetales; Lipomycetaceae.
GUUCAUUCCAUACUAGUCAUCUGUCCGCAUCUUCUCGUCCAUUCGACGCUCUCUUAUUGUUCGGGCUGGGAAACCGACUGCUCGAUUCAGUUUCUCUGCUUUGUUGCUUGUAUUAUUGUGCUGGAAGUUCGCUGUUGCCCCCCAUACACAUGCCGUCUACGUGUCCUGAGUCUACCACUGCCUGACACCGAACAUCGAAUUUGUUUCGUUGCGACAGCUUUAUAGCCGAAAGAGCAACUAAUUCUCGUCCCUUCGGCGUUCAGAAUGGCACCUGGUGAUUCACCAGACCUAGACGAGCAGCAUGUCUUGCGUCCUAAUGUUCGCCCUUCGAGCUCGAGUCCGCGUCCUCUUAGCCAGCAGGACAGCGUUGCCCAGAUAGCAUUGGAGUCAGACAAUAUAGCUACUGACUUGGAAUCGUCUUCCAAGAAGUCUUCGCGCAAGAUGUCUCCGGCAAUCAGUUUAAAACACUCCAACGACCAUUCUGCGUCUCCAGCAUCGACCUAUUACUCUUCUAAUGCCUCUAUUUCGUCGUCUUCUUUGAACGGCUCCUCGUCAUCAUCUGCUGCGUCGUCCACUCUAACGGCUACUCAGUUCCCUGCUUUGUCAUCGUCUGAAACUCGCAAACAACCUCGCAGCGACUCGCCCAUUAAAUUGACUCUCGAUCCUACUCGCCAAAGUUUGGAGUCUUUACGUGAAGCGGUGAAUGUUGCACAACUGCAGAGCUAUCAGAAUAUCGAUCGCAUGGCAUCGCCGGUAUCGGCCGGGGCCUCCUCCACCAGGACACUUUCACUUUCUCAAGAACAGUCCGCGCACUCUUAUAUGGGAUCUCCGGUGUCUGCUUCGCCUGAUUUCACUUUCUCGAAUUCUUCUCGGACCCUAUCAGCCUCAGAAGAUUCACUAAAUUCAACGAACUUUCCCUCGCGAGCUGUUAUGCCAAAUAUGUCCGAGGCCACAGAUAGUACGCAGUCGUUCACAUCUUCACGAUCUGCGCGACACAAGAUCAUACCCGAUUUCGCUGAAAUGGAGCAUCCGUCUCCAAAGCUCUAUGACCUUACGCUCAAACUCAACUCAGAUCCGGGUUUAUAUGAGUUUUGGAAUAAUCUCACAGAGGUUCUCGAAUCCGUUUAUAUGGCGAAAAGAGCUUCACUUAUUGUCCCCAACGAUCUCACCGAUAUUGCCAACACUCCGUGGGGUCUAAAAGGUGUAUGGACAUCCAAAAAUAUCCCGUGGACUCUUUCUCGAUUGCAGCAUUAUCGUGACUUGCGCGUGUCGGAUCAUAGCGAGGACUAUAAUGCAUCGCAUAGUACAGACAACGAUGACAGCGAAUGGGAAGAUAUGUUUGAGGGUUCAGAUGGCGAGGAUGCUUCAUUUGCCCCAAAUUCGAGCCGCAACUCCCUGGUGUCAGAGAAUGAUGGAGAAUUGACUGAUGAGGAUACAGAAUACCCGAGACACACUCGUACCGGAUCUGCAGGUAGCGAUCUUGACAACCUGCCGUUCUUAUCACGGAAGCAGGAGAAUGUGGAGUCAGGAGUGGCCAAAAUCUACACCUCUUUACGACCUCUCGAGUCUGACGUUGACCCGAUUAUCGACAGUCUGGGAGUCAGCCGUGUGCUGCAUCGGGGAAAAGUGGCUGUGCUGCAACGCGAAUAUCGGAACCUUCAGAGAUCCCCGGAGUCACAGCCGAAUGGAUCCAAGCCUGAAGAGCUUAAACGACCAGCAGUUCUUGCAGGUUCUCGCAAGCACUCAACGGUGUCGACUGUCAGUGAUGCUUCGACCAUCACCGAGCAGCGGCCAAGUCUGCCACACCGGAACGCUUUUACAAAAUCGAAGAAAAAGCCGAUGCUCAGAGAUCCUUUUGACAAUGGUUCUGUUUCAGCACAAGCACUGUAUAAUCUACCAUACGAAGAUUAUGAACAGUGUUUGCUUUCUCCUUGGUCACAUUCUCCCGCACCUUCUCCAGCUUUGUCCAAAGACAGCAAGGAGAAUCCGUUCUUCAAUUUGUCGGAACAGACGUCGGUCGAAGAGGCAUUUGCAUCACCUUCUGCAAGUGAGGAUAACUCUCCAAUCGCGGACCUCAAUUACCCAGUACGCGCGAUCGGCCUAGAGUCGAGUUAUUCUGUUAUUCACAUUCCUCUGGUCCACCCAUCUCUUUCUCAUCCCGUCAGAAAUACUACUGGCUCCCGAAAGGGUAAACAAUGUGUUGUACCCAUUGCUAUCGUGUCAAUUCUUUCUGAUGUUAUCCCGUAUCCGGUCAACCUGAUCAAGUCACUUGGAAAUUUUGCACCGCAUAUAGCCGCUUCUUACGCGCUAGCAGAGGCUCACGCCAAUCUGAAAUACCAGGUGGAGCACUCGAGGUCUCUUCAUGCUUUACAUCAUCGCCGGGGUCAAAGAAGCCGCAGUAGCGUUUUAUCGGGAUAUUCAAGAAAGUCAAGUACAUCGAGCACGCGCUCGUACAAUGGACCACAGACCUCGACUGGAAACUACUUUGGGCUGAGCAACCUAAGUAGCUCUGAAGCGUCAUCGAGAACCUCGACACCAACAUGGGAAUCAGCGACUAACACCGUUGCUAACUCUCCCAUUGGGCUUCUCGAGCAGUCAGAAUCGAUUUCAAGUACUCCCACAGCAAGUACUUUCGUCUCUGCGCCUAGUAGUGCGAAACCUUCGCCUGCCGAAUCCCCUGGGGUUGAAAUACAGUCUCCAAGACCCAGCCAGACUCAAUUCAGAUACAGAAACCAGAGUAAAUCUGUCGCGUCUUCCUAUUUCAGAAAUGCAUCGCCUCCUCCGAAGUCACCCAUCUCAUCCUUCUCUAGCUCGACAUCGCCUCUGCCUGAAUCAUCGUCAUCAGCAAUGCAGCCGCCCCAUCGGGGUGCUAGGUCAACGUUUCCUCGAGGCGAUUCGCUUGGGAGUGGCGUGGCUCGCAUGGCUCCUCCACCCCCGCGACUACUGAGAACCAUCAUUGACUCAAUUCCUGUGCAUUUGUACAUCUCAGAGCCCCAGACCGGAACCGUCACUUGGGUGUCUGCGCGCACUCUUGCAUACUGCGGUUUGUCACCAGACGAAUUUUGUCGCCAACCUCCCGAGCAGCGAUUCCAUCCUGACGACCGAGAGACAUUUUUGAGAGCUUGGAAAUCGGCAUUGAAGAACGGAGACCCUUUGAGCUUGCAACUUCGGAUGCGACGAUUUGACGGCGCUUACAGAUUUUUCGUGGUGCGCGAAGUUCCCCUUCGCGACUCGAAAGGAUCGAUAGUGCACUGGUUUGGCACAAGUAUGGAUAUCCACGAGCAGAGGAUAGCUGAGCUAGAGUCGAUCAAGCAGUCUGAGAAGCUUGCGAGCGAGAGAAAGUACCGAACUUUGGCGGAGUCCAGUCCUCUGAUUGUGUUCGCAGCAACUCUAUCCGAUGGGAUUAUAUACACAAACAACCAAUGGAGCGGUUACUCAGGGCAAUCGAUCGAGAGUUCUCAGCGCUUCGGAUUUCUGGAGUUUGUACACCCAGAAGAUCGGCCCAAGUGCGUUUUACCGGUUGCAGGAGAGUCACACACGUUCUCUUGUGAGGUUCGACUUCGAGAUUCUGGAGGUGAUUACAAGUGGCAUCUUGUUCGCUGUGUAUCAUCCGAAGAUCAGGCAAAUACGUCAAGUACCCCUGGAACAGGACUGGGACCGGACAUUGCAAAUCAUAUUCUUCCAAAUACCUCCAUCAGCCCUAGCGGAGAUCCUGUUUGGUUUGGAACUUGUACUGAUAUCAACGAUCACAAGUUGGUUGAAGAAAAAUUGCAAGAAGCCAAGGACACUGCUCAACGCACUAUGGAAUCCAAGGCUCGAUUUCUUUCGAAUAUGUCCCACGAGAUCAGAACUCCGCUGAUUGGUAUUUCCGGAAUGGUCAAUUUCUUGCUGGAUACCACUCUCACGUCUGAGCAGCUAGAUUACUGCCAUACCAUAUCAAGCAGUUCCGAAGCAUUGCUAUCUGUGAUCAACGAUAUCUUGGAUCUAUCGAAAGCGGAAGCCGGGAAAAUGCGACUCAACAAGGAGUGGUUCAAUAUCCGUUGGCUGGUUGAGGAUACAAACGAGCUUCUUGGGACAUUAGCGAUAUCCAAAAACCUCGAGCUCAACUAUAUUGUGAAUGAGGAUGUUCCGGCGGUUGUCAAUGGUGAUCGGAUCAGAAUUCGUCAAGUGCUACUGAAUAUCAUCGGAAACGCAAUCAAGUUUACUUCCCAUGGAGAGGUGUUCACUAGAUGCUCUGUCAAGGCACGCGAGAACGAUGUGAUCACAUUGCAUUUUGAAUGCCAUGACACUGGAGCGGGAUUUGACAAAGAAGAUGAGGCGUUGAUGUUCAAGCCGUUCAGUCAGAUUGACAGCACGAUGACGAGAAGACAUGGAGGCAGUGGCCUUGGACUUGUCAUCUCGAAGCAGCUGAUCGAGCUGCAUGGUGGUUCGAUUCAUUGUCGCGGAGAGAAGGGCAAGGGCUCAACUUUCUACUUUUCCGCGGAGUUUGGACUGCCAACUGAGGAAGAUCAUCCAUCAAUGAGUCCUCUAUCUCGCUCUUCCCUUCAUCGAUACGCCAGUGUCUCAUCUUCGUCUUCGGACUCUCAUAGCGCGGCACUCGAUAAGCACUCUCCGUUCUCUUUGCGCCCUGGAGCUAUAGCCGGAGUCAUACAGAUUCCUGGUGCUACUCAGACUCCUGGUCCUAUGCUUCCGUCUCCAAUUUCAGAGUAUACUUUACCGUCUCCUGGAUCAAAGUCUCCUGGAUCAAAGUCAAUCUCACUGCUUUCGCCUGGUUCAACGUCUCAAAAUCCUUUGGCCACCGAGGUGACCAUGGAGCAGAUGUCGCAGUUAAAGCCGGCGAAAGAUCCUCGGAUGAUGCGAUUGAGAUUACCGUCUGAUCCGCAUAGGCACAAGACAGCUGACUCCAGCAAGCCUAGCUCUUCCCUCGAUGUGCCUACGUCCGGUCGGCAAGCUGAUAACAAUGUCUUUGCGUUAAUCGUGAGUGAGUAUCAUUUCGCUACAGAGGCGAUUAUAUACCAUAUACGAGAAGCGCUACCGCAUGAUUGUUUUCUUGAGACUGCGCAUGUCUCCAACUACGAGGCUGCCUCUGAGCUGCUUGGAGUUCUGCAGACGCGACUGCCGGCUCCGGGAGAGCGCACUCCAUUUACUCAUGUUGUGAUCAAUGUGACGGAUUAUACGGAGAUCGCCUCACUCGCAGCCAAGGUCUUCCUGAGCUCUACAGUUUACGCAAACACCAAGGUUGUGGCUGUGACUACGCCCAUGCAAAAGACUGCGAUUCUGCAGAAUUUGCGGGCGAAUGGAGCAGACGCGCCAUCUAGCAGUCGUGGCUCAGUUAGUGCGUCAGGCUCGAGCGCGUUUUCUUCUUCGCAUAGACAACGAGGAUCGGCUGCUGGAAGUGACGGCUUGGUGGACUACAACAUCCUCGAGCGUGAGAUGGGAACUCGAUUUUUCUGCGUUUCCAAACCAUUGAAGGUGUCAAGGCUAUCUCCUAUCUUCAACUCCCGCUCUAAAUCUUCGGCUACCGAGUCGGUGCAGUCUUUGGGAACACCGGGCGAGUCUCCUGGCGAGAUUACUCUUAGUACUCGCGGCGAUAACUUGGAGGACGCUGAUGCUGCUAAGCGGGCGACCAAUAGCAAGCGCAGUAUAUUCAGAGAUCUCCAGAGUGUGGUGGAAGGGCACAACUAUCGUGUUUUGCUUGUUGAGGACAACCCAGUCAAUCAAAAAGUCCUUCAAAAAUUCUUGAAGCGGGGCGGUCUGGAAGUUGACACGGUAUCUGAUGGCGAAGAGUGCGUGCAAAAAGUGUACAGCGUUGAGCCGGGCUACUACAGCUUGAUUGUCUGUGAUCUCCACAUGCCACGAAAGGACGGUUUCCAGACCUGUGCUGAGCUUCGACGCUGGGAGGAGGUCAACAAUCUCGAUAGAUGCCCGAUGGUUGCUCUUAGCGCCAAUGUGAUGUCGGACGUUGCAGAAAAGUGUCAGAUGGUUGGGUUCUCGCGAUACGUCUCCAAGCCUAUCGAUUUCACGGUUUUCAAAAGUGUUAUUGUCGACCUUUUGAGUGAAAAUGAGGAAAAGGAGUGAUUCCGCGGUAUCCAUCCUCUGAUCCUGAUUAAUAUUUUUUUAUCGUUCAACUAUUUUCUUUUCUUGUCAAAUAUUUAAAGCCUUUGCUAGGCGUUUUUUGCCAGUUUUUUGAAUGAUUCUGGAUUCUGGUUUUGCCAUUGUGUCAUUAUUAUAUUGGGAGGUAUUGCGUUCCGGAUUUCAUUUACUGUAUUCGAAUUUUAUAUUGUUUCUCUAUUUCCAGCUUAUUUAUCUAAUCGAGUUGUUCCAUUAUUUAUUCUCGAAGUGCCUGUUUUUUUAUUUGCGCAACGGUUUUCUAUUUGAUUAUAUCUAUGAUGUGGUUUGUACGAUUGUCUACACUGGCUCAGCUGUUUUGCGUUUUAGACCGAAAGGCGAUUUAUUUGAUAUUUAUAAUAGCAAUA